AUGCGGCGAGCUCUCCACCUCAGCUCGCUCUUCUUUGCCGCUCUUACGGCUGCCAGGGACAAGGUCUUUUUCCUCGGACCAAUGAAGACAGGCACCACGAGUCUGUCCAAGCUCUUCACCGAGAGGGGCUACAAGACUUGCCACGGUGAAUGCGCGGGUGAGACGUGGUCAACAAUGACACACGCACACAAGGCGGACUCAAAGUCCCUGAGAGACCACGACGCCUUCAUGGACCAUGGAGACCACACUGACUUCGAGUGGCUCAACCAAACGUAUCCGACUGCGCGCUUUGUGCUGAACACGCGCUCGCUGAGGAACUGGGUCGUGAGCAAGGCGGACCAUAUGCGCCGCAAGCGUGUGAGUGCUGGCUGCCCCCCGUGGGGCUCGGACUGCGCAAAGGACCCACACGGGUUUGUGUCCAACUCGAACACCACGAUCCGGCGCUGGAUCAUAUCGCAGGCUGAGCACCAGCGUAGGGUGCUGGACUUCUUCAAUGGCUCGCGCUCCCUGCGCAACCGCUUUGUCGUGGUUGACGUGGAGGGGCAGAGCGCUCGCUCCCUCAACCUCCUGCUGGACUGGGUGACGAGGUCCGACGUCAGCACCAGGAAAACGACGGACCCCGUGCGUACGCCGAAGUCAGUCCCGCUCAGCCACGCCGUGCACCACACAGAGGCCCCAGACGCGAACAGCAACGCGCACUCAUCCGACACGAGGACUCGCGUGACGGAUGUGCUGCGGAGCCUCAGGGUGCCUGCGUCGUGUUGGGAGGAUACACUCUACUUUGGUUGCCUUAAGGGCAUGACGCUAACCCGCUCCGAAAAAGACAUCCUCUGUGAGAAGUAA
Molecule: messenger RNA, 843 nt
Organism: Emiliania huxleyi CCMP1516
Lineage: Eukaryota; Haptophyta; Isochrysidales; Noelaerhabdaceae
Exons: 2
Coding region: 1-843 (280 amino acids)
Source: RefSeq, a predicted model, not a curated record